AAUUUUAUGAAUAACAAUUCCCUAUUUCAUACAAACAUAUUCUUACAAUAAGAACUCCUCCUCUAACAAAUGAUCAUAUUCAACUAAAUGCUCUAUUAAAAGUAAUUUUAACUUUUUAUUAUCCAAUAGUAGAACCAAAUCACUUCCAACACCACAAUUAUAACUACUAAAGUAAAAGCCUUUAUAUGAAAAUGACUUAUCCUCUCAAUUAAUUUAAAAAUAAGAUGAGACUAAUCUAGUUAAACCAAUAUCAACUAAAUCAACUAAAUAAACCAAGUCAAUUAAAAAAUAGAAUAAAGCUUCAAAAUCAAAACAUCUUCUUUGUGCUCAAAAUUUUGAAAAACAAAUUAAGGAAACUUCUCAGAAGAAAAAAAUAUUCUUAUCGAUGUUAGAUAUAAAGGAAGCUUAAUAUAAAAAGUAAGCUUAUAAUAAUAUAUAUAGGAUUAAAAUCACAGAAAAUGAUAAACUAAAAUAACCUAUAGCAGUAGUCCAAGAAUAAUUGUGACUUUACUUUUCAUUUCUUUUAUGAAUAGAAUAUUUUACAAAAAAU
Messenger RNA from Paramecium sonneborni, 550 nucleotides. NCBI's taxonomy places the organism in Eukaryota, Ciliophora, Oligohymenophorea, Peniculida, Parameciidae. The record is from the annotation of a GenBank genome assembly.